Molecule: messenger RNA, 1159 nt
Organism: Dioscorea cayenensis subsp. rotundata (Guinea yam)
Lineage: Eukaryota; Viridiplantae; Streptophyta; Magnoliopsida; Dioscoreales; Dioscoreaceae
Product: CBS domain-containing protein CBSX2, chloroplastic-like
Exons: 9
Coding region: 97-810 (237 amino acids)
Source: RefSeq, a predicted model, not a curated record
UCCAAAAAACCAAGUAACCAACUCCUCCUUCCUCUCUUCUUCUCACACUCCACCACUAAUCCUCAUCGAUUUCGUUCCAGAGACCUCCCCUUCUCCAUGGAUUCCCUCUUCCUCUCCCACCCAAUCUCCUCCUCUUCCUACACCACCAAGCUCCUCAUCGCUUCCCCAUGCCGGAGACAUUUGCCUCUCUCUUGCCCUAUCCUCACUCCGUUCUUCUCCAGAUUGACCUUUGUCGCAUCUUGCCGCCCUUUCGCUGCUGCCCGUCCCGAGGACUUGAUGACCAGCACCAAUUCCAUCUCGGCAAAUAGUAAUGAUUUUUAUACAGUAGGUGAUUUUAUGACUAGAAAGGAAGAGUUGCAUGCUGUCAAGCCUACAACAUCAAUUGAUGAAGCAAUUCGGACUUUGGUGGAGAAAAGGAUCACUGGUUUUCCUGUGAUUGAUGACGACUGGACUUUGGUUGGCGUUGUUUCAGAUUAUGAUUUGUUGGCAUUGGACUCCAUCUCAGGUAGUGGGCAAAUUGAUACAAGCUUGUUUCCAGAGGUUGAUAGCUCAUGGAAAACAUUCAAUGAGAUCCAGAAGCUUCUAAGCAAAACCUAUGGUAAAGUUAUCGGUGAUGUAAUGACAACUAACCCUCUUGUUGUCCGUGAAACAACUAAUCUCGAAGAUGCAGCAAGAUUAUUACUCAAGACAAAAUAUCGAAGACUACCCGUGGUUGAUAGUGAAGGCAAAUUGGUUGGGAUUAUUACCAGAGGAAAUGUUGUUAGAGCAGCACUGCAGAUAAACCGUACAAGUGAAAUUUCUGAGAGCUAGUAUGCAAAAAAAGGGGCUUCAAACCUCAUCGAUGAAAAGGUGGUGUAGGUUCACAUGUGAUUUACAAAAGCCAAAUUAUGCUUGAAUAGAUCGAACCAGAAGUACGAGCAUUGUUCUUCGGUGAUUUGAAUAUUCUUUUACAAGUUCUUGUUGUACAUGUUUAGAAAGCUUUAUGGUCAUCUAAACAGCCAAUUAUGGUUAAGGUUUAGGAAUUUCGGCCACAAAAGGUUUCUGAACAAAGCCGAAAUUACUACAUUUUCUGCUUUGUAUUGCAGAUAUGAUGUCUGAAUUGAAAUUGAACUGCCAUUAUUGUUUCAAACAGCUGAUAAUUACUCUGGUUUCUGUUUUA